AGUUGUGUCAGUGAACGUCUCAUCAGUUGCGGGUGUUUGUGUCCGACUUUAAGGCUAGAUAACCCGUUAAUUUACCGGGGUUCGUUCCGUUGUUCGUGUCGGUGAAUCGGGAACAUUAACGGGAUGGAUGUCUCUCAGCGUCACGGAGGAGAUGCGGAGAUUUCAGAGAAACUGGAAAAGUCUCUGUCCAUCAGCACAGAUGACAAGAUGGAAGCCUACCACAGAUUCAUACAGGAUGGUAAAGAUGUUGCCAGACAAGGGGACAUAAAGAAAGCACUGAAGUUCUUCAAACUGGCCAAUGACAUUCACCAGAGUCAAAAACUUGAAAGCAGGAUAAAGAAAAUUGAAGAUCUUCUUGCUCAGAAUGACUUGGAGGAAGAAGAUGAUGAAGAGUUUGUCAACGUUAACAACAGUGGUUUAAUGCUUUACAAAGAGUUAUAUGACAAACUUUAUAACUACCAGAGAAAUGGAGUGGCCUUCUUGUACAGUCUGUACAGAGAUGGUCGUAAAGGCGGGAUCCUGGCAGAUGACAUGGGCCUCGGUAAAACCAUCCAAAUGAUAUCCUUCCUCUCAGGCAUGUACGACAACGAGUUGGCUAAACACACGCUGCUGAUCAUGCCAACUUCACUCAUCACAAACUGGACUAAGGAGUUUGCCAAAUGGACUCCCAGUAUGAGGGUGAAGGAGUUUCAUGGUGCCGGCAAAGAGAGGACCAGGAAUCUGGAGAAAGUCCAGAGGAGAAGUGGUGUCAUCAUUACCACGUAUGCUAUGCUUAUCAGCAACUGGCAGCAGCUGUCAUCGUACUGUGGCAAGGAGUUUGUUUGGGACUACGUGGUCCUGGAUGAGGCACACAAAAUAAAAACUACAACCACCAAAACAGCCAAAAGUGCCUACGCCAUACCUUCGAAGAACCGAGUUCUUCUGACAGGCACUCCAGUCCAGAACAACCUGAAAGAAAUGUGGGCUCUCUUCAACUUUGCUUGUCAAGGCACUCUCCUCGGCACAGCGAAAACAUUCAAAGCAGAGUAUGAGAACCCCAUCACCCGGGCCAGAGAGAAGGACGCCACUCCAGGGGAAAAGGCUCUCGGGUCUCGGAUGUCUGAAAACCUAAUGGCCAUAAUCAAACCCUACUUCCUCCGCAGGACAAAAGCGGAAGUGCAGAAAGACAAAAUGAACGGUACACAGCCAUGCAAAGAGGAACAUUCGGACAACAAGGACAGCCAUGUCCCAAACCCUCCAGAAGAUUCUGGAGCAGUGAUGCCCAAGUUGACGAGAAAGAACGACCUGAUUGUCUGGACUUACCUGAGCUCCGUUCAGGAAGACAUAUACAGGCAGUUCCUGUCACUGGACCACAUCAAGGAGCUGCUCAUGACCACCAGGUCGCCUCUAGCCGAAUUAAACAUAUUAAAAAAGCUGUGCGACCAUCCGAGACUUCUCUCUGCUACAGCCAUCGCCAAGUUAGGCUUGGAGGAGAGUUCACCUGAGAAUGAGCAGAAUGAAAACACGGAGGCAGACACAGGCAGCAUCGCUAACGUUCCUGACGACACCCUAAUAUCUGAGUCUGGGAAACUUGUCUUUCUGUUUGAACUUCUUGAAAGGCUCCGAGAAGAGGGCCACCGCACACUCGUCUUCGCUCACUUCAGGAAAGUGCUUGACAUCAUCGAACGCAUCCUGGGCAACAGAGGCUUUAAAGUCAUGAGACUAGAUGGGACAAUAACUCAGCUUGCAGAGAGAGAGAAGCGCAUCACUAAGUUCCAGACUGACAAAAGUUACUCUGUCUUCCUCCUGACCACCCAGGUCGGAGGAGUUGGCAUCACUCUGACAGCAGCAAACAGAGUUGUGAUCUAUGAUCCCAGCUGGAACCCAGCGACAGACGCUCAGGCUGUUGACAGGGCAUAUCGCAUCGGCCAGACUGAAAACGUCGUCAUCUACAGGCUGAUCACCUGCGGCACUGUAGAGGAAAAGAUCUACAGGCGUCAGGUUUUCAAAGACUCCCUCAUCAGACAGAAUACUGGGGACAAGAAGAACCCUUUUCGGUACUUUAGCAAGCAGGAGCUGAAGGAGCUCUUUACUCUGGAGGACACACGGUCAUCGACCACACAGAUGCAGCUUCAGGCCAUGCACUCCAGACACAGGCGGACUGACCCUGAACUGGACCAACACAUCGCCCACCUCCAUGCCAUGGAGAUGUUUGGGAUCUCUGACCACGAUCUCAUGUUUUCCCUGGAUGUUAACCAUGACGAGGACCCAGGGGACCAAGAGGCGCAACACUAUAUAGAAGGGAGGGUCCAGAAGGCCCAGGAGCUGAUGAAGGCUGAGUCAGAGUUACAGUUGCAGCUGGCAGAGAGCAUGGCAUCAAGUACAGAACCCGCCUGGCUCAGACAACCUGUGGACAACAACAAAAGUGGGCAGUCCAAUGAGAAAAAACCAAGAGACCCAAGGCCAAGUCCUUCCUAUCCACAGCAUGACUUCAACAGGUCACCAGUUGUGGUGGACUUGGACCAGUCUGGUUCUGACCAGCAGGAUGCCCGACAGAAUCUGAGUGACAGAGUUAUCGAUCUAACUGCAGAUAACAGUGUGUCAGAGGAACAACCUGUUAUGGAAGUUAGCCAAGACAAGCUUUCUGAACACAACCUGGAUUCCCCGAAACACCAAUCUGUCAAGCAGGAGAGGAGUUACUUAGAAGUAGCAAACCCAUCACCUCGGGAGGUGAUUGAGGAGUCUUUGGUGAUGUCGGAGACCAGUGCUGCUGCUGCAUGUGACAUGGCAGAUGCCUCCGUUCAAGAACUGAUGGAUGAGUCUGCAGUGUCUGAAGCUGUAGCUGCUUUGGCAGGUGACCACAGCCUGGUGUAUGUUACAGCGGUCGAUGAAGAUGAACAGCUGCUAACCGGAACCUCACACUCAAAAUACGACUCCAAGAUGGACUUGGGGCAUCAACAUGUCACACCCCUGCAAAACAAAAGACUCUCUGCCUUACAAGCAUCCAUGUCAAGCUUCAAAGCAGACACAUCAUCCAGAGCCAGCACUGGGCUCGAAUCCUUUGAAGGCAACUUCAAUUUGCAGCUUGAAGACAGUGACAUUUUCUCAGACCACGAUGUACUGGAUCAGCAGACCGAAGAAGAAGAGAAGAAGCUGCUGUCACAGCUGCAGGUCGAGGGGAGUUUUGACAUCAAUAAAUCCCUUUCUGAGAGACAGCAGAGAGAAGCACUCAUGCAAAGCCUCAACAACGGCCACGCCUCUGAAAUGGAUGAGUCGAAUGAUUCCAUUGUGACCUUCAAGAAGAAAAGAGCAGCAUUGGUUUAUGAUAGUGAAGAACAAGAUGAUGAUGAUGAUGAUGAUGAUGAUGAUAGGAGUCAACUCGACAACUCAUUCCAGGCUCUUGGUGCAUCAACACCUAAAUCGGCGCCAUCAGGCCCCACCCCUCUACGGUCAAGAAAGAGCACCGGAGGAAACACCUCCGUGGCCUCACGCCGGUCCUUCCUACAGUCCAUCAUCGACGACAUGGACAACCACAACCAAGACGUUUCUGAUGAGUCCAAAGAGGAGGACAUCAUUGGUUCAACUCAGGAUGAGCUCCGGCUGGAGGAGAGCCACUACCAAGACUCAGCUGACGGAGAGGAAGAUGAUAUUUCAGAGAGGCAUUCUGAUGAGUCCAAAGAGGAGUACAUCAUUGGUUCAACUCAGGAAGAGCUCCAGCUGGAGGAGACAGUGCUUUAUGAUAGUGAAGAAGAAGAAGAAGAAGAAGAAGACGAAGAAGAAGAAGAUGAUGAUAGGAGUCAACUCGAUAACUCAUUCCAGGUUCUUGGUGCAUCAACUCCUAAAUCGGCGCCAUCAGGCUCCACCCCUCUACGGUCGAGAAAGAGCACCGGAGGAAACACGUCCGUGGCCUCAUGCCGGUCCCUCCUUCAGUCCAUCAUCGACGACAUGGACAACCACAACCAAGACGUUUCUGAUGAGUCCGAAGAGGAGGACAUCAUUGGUUCAACUCAUGAUGAGCUCCAGCUGGAGGAGACCGUCGGAGAGACAUUAAACACGGAGGGGGAGGAGGAAGAAGACGAGGAUGAUGAGUCAGGACAAGGGUCGAGCAGUAACAUGGAGGAGUCGGCCAGCGAGCCCGAGCUAGCCUCCGGUGAAAGAAUGGAUCAGUGCACUGUUGAUGAAGGAGUCAAGAUGAACGGGACGGAGGAGGUCAUGGAGGAGGAGAGCUUUGACUCCUUGGUCAGUAGAGGGAAGGAGUUCUGCAGCAAAGGGAAGCUGGACGAGGCCCUAGGUUUCUUCCUGAGAGCUAUUGACAUCAAACCUGGAGAUCCUGAAAUUCAGCUCAUGACCAUCCAACUGUACCGACAGCUGAGUCAGAGAAGCUAAUCAGACAAUACUACGAACAACUUCGACCACAACCUAAAAUUAUACUGUUAGAAAGGACAGUCGGGGCCUCGCUGGCUGUCUUAGUUUGUCCAUACAUUGUUUAACUUUGAAUUUGAAAUUGUCAUGUUGAACUGUUUUUGAAGUGGGGUUGUAUGAGGUACUUAUUUAUUGUCAGCAUGUUACCUGCAGUAGAUGUCAGUUAGCACUCCCCCAGUUUGGAGAAGCAGGCUGGAGUCCGACAUGGAAGCUAAGCAAUGUGCUGCUGUGGACGGGUCGGCAACGGAACAUAUUUUAGCCACCUAAAAAAAAGGUCCAACGCAAAAAUGUCAAUAUCAUUUAAAGUGUUUGCUAUAUUGAGAAUAUUUUCACUCCUUUACCUUUCUGUCAGACAGUGAUUUCCAGCUGGAGAAUGAAGCUGAUACAUCGCUCUCCUCAAACCCAGACUCUUCUGACAAAGACAGUAAUUUUAGCUCUCUGAACACAGGAGCUGCUGUUCUGCUGCUGCCUCAAAUAGUUAUUUUGUUUGUGGUAUUGUGUGACUUUGUGUGACUUUGGACUCACCAAAGUCACACAAUGACGCAA
Molecule: messenger RNA, 4947 nt
Organism: Epinephelus moara (kelp grouper)
Lineage: Eukaryota; Metazoa; Chordata; Actinopteri; Perciformes; Serranidae
Gene: ercc6l
Product: excision repair cross-complementation group 6-like
Exons: 4
Coding region: 124-4365 (1413 amino acids)
Molecular function (GO): DNA translocase activity; ATP-dependent chromatin remodeler activity; ATP binding
Source: RefSeq, a predicted model, not a curated record